AUGGUGCGCGCAGAACCGGAACCCCGCCGCUCGGUGCGCGCGACUAAGGGCCAGCAUACCAAGGCCUUCGACGACCAACCGAUCGAGCCUCCCAAGAAGCGCGGCAGAAAGAAGAAGCAGGAAGAAGAGCCCGAGGAUGAAAUCAUUCGCUGCGUCUGCGGCGCCACAGAGCAGGAUGGCGACUCCGAGGAGCCCUGGAUUGCCUGCGACAAAUGCGGCGCCUGGCAGCACAACGUUUGUAUGGGGAUGAGUGUCUUCUCUGAGGACCUCCCUAAGAACUAUUACUGCGAGCAAUGUGCGCCGCAGGAUCACAAGGAGCUUCUGUCCGCCAUGGCCAAGGGAGAACUUCCUUGGGAAGCGCGGAGGAAGGCCUACGAGGACGAACAAGCCGAGAAGAAGAAGAAGAAAAAGAAGGGCGGCAGGGUUGGGAAGCGCGCCAGCGACCCCAGGGAAGACUUGUCACAGGAUGCCAGGAGUAGCAAGGCCGAAGACUCCCCCGCGCCUUCAGAGACCAACCAGAAGAAGGACAAGAAGGAUAGUGGCGCCAAAGCCACCACGGGCAAGCGUAAGGUUCGAGAUGAAGAGAAGGAAACCAAGAUUCCUGCCCCCAAGAUUCGCAAGGUUGCCGAGCCCGAAGCCCCCAUUGUUGAGUACACAGCGCCGGCGGAUUUGACCGCCAAGGUCGCGGACCUCCCGGAUGAUCGCAAAGGCUCUGCCCAGCUUCUCCAGAAGGCCCUUAGUGCUAUACUCACGGCUGCCGUCAAGGACAAGAGUGUGACACUGCCAAAAGAUACCACCGUCGCGGCUAAGGCAGAGCGUCUCGCCCUCGAGAUCGAACGUGCGGUUCACGAUACGCAUCCCGAUCGUAGCCACUACGCAGCCCAGGCCAGAGCACUGUACGCCAACAUGAAGAUCAAUGCUGAUUUGACGAAACGAUUGGUGAAGCGCACCUUGUCGCCUCCAAUGUUGGCCACGAUGACCGCCGAUGAGCUGGCCACGAAGGAGAGACAGGAUGCCAACGCGCAGUUGAAGGCCAUCUCUGAGAAACAGUCUAUUCUCAUCACCGACGAGGGUCCCCGAGUUCGCCGCACGCACAAGGGCGAGGAAAUCGUCGAGAACGACUCUUUCCAGCAGUCUGACGAAGCACGGUCGUUCAUCAGGAGGCCUAGUGGCCGGGAGGGAGGCGCAGACAAGACAGACGGCGAGCAACGGUAUGACAACUCUGUAGAGUUGCCUGCGCAUGGAGGUCUUCAGAUCGACACACAAGGAGCUCGACAGUCCCCGAAACACCCCGACUUCGACAUUAACAAGGUCUUUGCGAAGACACCUACGGGGUCCCACACUCGUCGGCCAUCGGCACCGCUUCACGGGCCUGGCGUUGACCCCGAUGUUGACAGACUGCUUCAGGACGAGACAGACUCCCCUCCGUACUCGCCGACGGACGAAACUGAUCCAGAUGUGGUUUGGCGGGGCCAUCUUGUCAUGAGCUCCAUCGCCGACUUCCCGGCCGCUGCCAAGUAUGUUGCGGGGGCCAACCUCUCGAGAGCGAUCAACUUGCCCUGGACGAGCUUGAUUCCGAAGAAGCUAACGGUGGCCGGGCGCAUUGACGAGCAGAAAGCUAUCGAAUACCUCUGCGGUUUGCGAUAUGCUGACUUGACCGAUAUCGUCGUCGUGGCACUGUCACCAGCCUCUGACACGUUUCGCCAGGAGUUCCAGACCCUCUUCGAGUACUUUGUCAACAAGAAGCGCUACGCCGUUAUCGGUGACAAAGGCUUGGGCAAUGUACGCGACACAUAUCUCGUCCCGGUCCCUGCAGGUGAAGGCAACGUACCCGAGUUCUUGUUGAACUUGGCGGACAACUUCGUACCGCAAAAGCGAACUGAGCCUAUGCUCUUGGCCCAGCUCACCCUUGAACGUCACUCCCACCUCCCGGUUCCCCCUACCCACCUGGCUGUGUACUUCGUGCAUACGAUAGAGCUUCACUGCCACUGGUUGGCUGUGCUAGAGGCUAGAAGCGUCCAGUCCAGCCAGGUCCAGUUCGACGACGACGAAUUGCUGCUGUUCAGCCACACACUGAGCGAGCUGCCCACUGGUCGCCGCUAA
Colletotrichum karsti is the source of this 2103-nucleotide messenger RNA. Its product is annotated as SPOC domain-containing protein. Gene Ontology annotation, molecular function: RNA polymerase II transcription regulatory region sequence-specific DNA binding. Lineage: Eukaryota; Fungi; Ascomycota; Sordariomycetes; Glomerellales; Glomerellaceae. Gene Ontology annotation, cellular component: nucleus. The coding region runs from base 1 to 2103 and encodes 700 amino acids. Gene Ontology annotation, biological process: transcription elongation by RNA polymerase I; regulation of mRNA 3'-end processing; transcription antitermination. The record is from RefSeq and is a predicted model, not a curated record. The transcript has 3 exons.